Nasonia vitripennis (jewel wasp) is the source of this 2148-nucleotide messenger RNA. Its product is annotated as hydroxypyruvate reductase. The transcript has 7 exons. Gene Ontology annotation, molecular function: phosphoglycerate dehydrogenase activity; NAD binding. Gene Ontology annotation, biological process: L-serine biosynthetic process. The coding region runs from base 313 to 1848 and encodes 511 amino acids. NCBI's taxonomy places the organism in Eukaryota, Metazoa, Arthropoda, Insecta, Hymenoptera, Pteromalidae. The record is from RefSeq and is a predicted model, not a curated record.
CUGACGCGUCAGCAAAGCACUGGGCCUGUUCUAGCUUGGCCUUAUCAAAGUAGUGGGGACGGCCAGACUCUCUCACACACACACACGGGCAAAUAUAAGCGAACGAGGCUCAAUCGCGUGCUAUCUUGAUAUUCUUGCCGAGAGGGAAAACGAUUUAACGAAGCCGAGAGCGAGCAGUGUGCUGCUACGAGUCGUGCCGGUUAGAGACGAUAUUAUAUUCGUUUGCUAUUAUUCGGAGCGAACGAAGAGAGCCGCACACGCCUGGAAUUAAUCGUGGUCUACAGCUUGGAAAAUUCCGCAACGCACGAAAACAUGUCUGUCAAUCUCAGAAGUGUGCUAGUCAGCGACCCAGUUGACGAGCGCUGCGCAGCUCUGUUAACAAGCCACGGAGUCCCAGUUACGACAAAGUACAAGUUGUCAAAGGAAGAAUUGAUCAACGAGCUUCAAAAACACGACGGCCUGAUCGUGCGCUCGGAGACCAAAGUCACCGCCGACGUCAUAGCGGCGUCGCCGAAUCUGAAGCUCGUCGGACGUGCCGGCACCGGUGUGGACAACAUCGAUAUACCAGCAGCCACCCGCAAUGGAAUAUUGGUCUUGAACACUCCUGGAGGCAACAGCGUCAGCGCUUGCGAGCUAACAUGCGCCGUUAUCUCCGCCCUGGCGCGCAACGUCGUGCAAGCCGGUCAGUCGAUGAAGGAGGGCAGAUGGGACCGCAAGCUCUACGCUGGUCGUGAGCUUUCGGGUAAAGCCCUCGGUGUCGUGGGCUUCGGCCGCAUCGGUCGUGAGGUAGCCCACCGCAUGAAAGCCUUCGGUAUGGAGAUCAUCGCCUACGAUCCGUUCUUCACCAAGGAACAAGCCGCUCAGAUUGGCGUUACCAAGGGUGAGCUCGAGGACAUCUGGAAGAACGCGGACUACAUUACGGUGCACACGCCACUUAUUCCCCAGACCAAGAACUUGAUCAAUGCUACUACGCUAGCAAAAUGUAAGAAGGGAGUUUACAUUGUAAAUGUAGCUCGUGGUGGUAUCGUCGACGAGGAGGCGCUGCUUCAUUCGAUCAAUGCUGGUCAUGUAGCUGGUGCAGCUCUGGAUGUCUUCAUUGAGGAGCCACCCAAGAACCCUGUCACACUCGAGCUUAUCAAGCACCCCAAAGUUGUUGCCACACCCCAUCUUGGUGCCAGCACGGCAGAGGCCCAAACGCGCGUGGCUAUCGAGAUCGCCGAGCAGUUCCUCGCGAUUUCCGGCAAGUCCGACAAGUAUUCCGUUACCGGAAUUGUCAACGCGCCUGUGAUGGCCGCAGCUGCCAACCCCGACAACGCUGCCUGGAUCGAGCUGGCCAAGAGGUUGGGCAAAGUUGCCGGCAAGUUCGUUGCCAAUCAGGGACAGGUCGUCGUUGAGAGCCGUACUACCGGACCAGACACUGCCUCCAAAAAGUUUGUCCACACGGCCCUGAACGUUGGUCUUCUGGCCAAUCGCGUCAACAGUGGACUCAACCUCGUCAACGCGCCAAAUCUUGCGAAGGAGCUUGGCAUCACGGUCAACGAGGGUCACGAAAAUGUUGGACAAAAUGCCAUCGUUGUGAAGGCUGGCGGUCACGUUGUUCAAGGUACGGUAGUCGGUAACGCCACUCUGUUGGUAUCGAUCGACGAUUCUGUCUUCGUAGAUGGUGUUCACCUCCAGGACAACAUCUCGCUGUACAAAGCAAAGUCAGCGCAAGAUCUCGCUCAGGUCGUCGCUGCCCACGUCGCUAAGGGCGUAGCUAUUAAUAACGUCAGUAUCGCUGGAAACUGGAUAAUCGUUCAAACGAACAAACCGGUUUCCCUCGCGGUCGAUGGCGUCGAGAGUUAUUGAAUAAGUACUCUACAAGUGAUCUAGUAUUUACGCACAAAAAAUCUCGCUUUCUAUAUCGAAUAGAUAGCGUGACUUUUGAAAACUUUUUAAUGUUUAUAAACGACGUUGAUUCUUGAGCGAGGUUGAAUGACAUUUCUUAUAGACUUAUGUCAUUCUGAAGUUGCUAUUUUUUUAGUUGAUAGUUACGUUAUUGUGUUUUUGUAACAAAUCAGAGAAAAGCAUCAUCAUUAACAGAUGUAUAUACGUAUCUUUUGUAAUAAUCAUUUACAUAAAUAAAAUACACAACCAUUUUACCUAUAA